This is a messenger RNA of Schistosoma mattheei, 6870 nucleotides long. The record is from the annotation of a GenBank genome assembly. NCBI's taxonomy places the organism in Eukaryota, Metazoa, Platyhelminthes, Trematoda, Strigeidida, Schistosomatidae.
GUGAAAUAUUUAAUAAUUUACUGAUGGACUAUAAAAUUUACCUGUUAUUCAAUUGUUCAUUCUUUUCAAUUUAGUUGAUACUAAUCGUUUAGUCUACAGUCUCGUUGGAGCCCAUGACUCUAGUUUCAGUAUUGAAUCACACACUGGCUUAUUAAGAGUCAGUCGACCAUUGGAUCGUGAAGUUAAAAGUGUUCAUACUCUAACUGUUAUAGUAACAGACGGAUCACAUCAACAUUCUAGUGCAGGCGAACAGUCUACUUCAUUCACAUCGAGUGCAACAUUUACUAUAAAAUUACUUGAUGUCAAUGAUUCACCUCCUCAAUUUGUGAACACAUCUGCUCAUCGGAUAAAAAUAUCAGAACUGGCGCCUAUAGGUGAAAGGCUAACUCGCCUCAAGGCGAUUAGCCAAGAUGAAGGUGAUAAUGCUGUGAUACAUUAUCGUUUGCUUACUAAACAACCGGAAUUUGGUUUAAAUGAAACAACUGGUGAUUUAUGGCUUCAGAAACCAUUGGAUUAUGAACAAACAUCAGCAUACUUUCUAACUAUCGAAGCACGUGAUCGUGGUCAGCCUCCAUUGAGUAGUACAGCUGUGUUAACUGUUCAAGUGGACGAUGCUAAUGAUAAUCAGCCACAAUUUUUGGGUAGACAACGUAUUCCAGAAAAUAUUGGUUUGAAUAACCUGGAUGGUCUGACGUCCAUUGAUUCAAAUUUUUAUGAAUAUUACUAUUCAUUCAGUGUAGUGGAGAAUAGUCGUAAUGGUACUGUUGUUGGCAAGCUGAAUGCAAUCGAUCCAGAUAGCGGUGAUAACGGUCGUGUAAGCUUUCAUCUGAGCGGAAAUAUUGAUUUCUCUACUUUAUUUAAAACCUAUCAACAGGAUUCAGAAAACAUAGAAUUUUUAACAGUUGCUGAAGCUAAGACACGUUUUAGUUUAGACUCAGAAUCUGGCCGGUUAAUACUAAUCUUUCAACCUGAUCGUGAAGCAGUCAGUGGUUAUUGGUUAAUGGUACAAGUUGAAGAUCAUGGAAAACCAAUUCCUUUGUCUAGCCUAACAUUAGUUUAUGUGGAAAUAUUGGAUAUCAAUGAUUGUGCACCGACAUUUGAAAAGUCUAACUAUGAAUUUUAUGUUGAAGUUGAUCGUUCCGGUAAUAUAAGUUCAUGUUCUGAGAAACAAAAUUCAUAUGAAAAUAAUUGUCAGUCUACUACCGGUAGCAGUGGGAAUGUUCUCAUUGGUCGGCUCAAGUUGACAGAUUCUGAUGCCCAUCCAAAUUCUGGUCCAUUUACAUGUCACUUAGCUAAUUCUGGUAUUAUCCAAACUGUUCUACAUGAUUCAUUAUCAUCAUCAAGAUCAAGUGCUACAUCACUCAUUACUUCUACUACUGGUAGUAGUAGUAGUACCAGUCUAUUUUCUGUUCGAUCUACAGAAGUGAGAAUUCAUACAUCUAAUUCAAAUAAAAAUGAUCAUCUCAACAAUCAGACAGAUUUUAGUAGAGGAGAAUGUUUACUCUAUGCUAUUGACAAAUUACCUGUUGGUAGUCAAAGUUUAGUGAUCCGAGCCAAUGAUAAUGGUUUAACUGCACUACAUACAACAACUACGGUCACUGUUCGUAUCAUCCGGAUGUCUAAUCUACCACCAGAGAUUGUCAAUACAAAUUCUACAUUGAUUUAUUAUCGUAGUUUACACGAUUGGAAUGAGAAUUAUUUUCAUGAGUCAUCUUCGAAACAAGAUAUCUCUGAGCAAAUUUCUGAUAAAACUAUAUGUCGUAUAACAGUAAAAGACCGUACAGCACAUGAUCGGUUAUUUUUUGAAUUAUUAAAAGAUAACACAUCCAUGUCAAAUUUAUUCUCUGUCGACCAAUAUGACGGAACUAUACGUCCUGCUAUGAAAAUAUCUUCUAAUUCCGAUACAAGUCGCUCUAAUCUAUAUGAUACAUCAACUUCUUCACGUAAACCUAUAUUGAACCGAUUUCAUAAUUCGCUAAUUCAUCUUGACUCUGGCAAUUAUCCAUUGCGUGUACGUGUUACAAAUGGUACGCUUACUUCUGAAGCAACAAUGCAUAUUAAAGUGAUAGCGAUAACUGAAGAAAUGCUUGACUCAUCGUUGGUAAUUCGAAUUUCAAAUCUACUACCAAAUUUAUUUUAUAUGGAAAAUUAUAAUACUGUUUUACAAAAUCAUUUAUCUAAUCUACUUUUAGAGUCAAGUUCAUCGUAUUUUUCACCAUCCAGUUCAACAAUCUUAUCACCAAAGAAUAAUUCAUCACAAGAUGAGAAUGUUUAUAUUCUUUCUGUACAAGAAACAGAUUUUCCGAAUCGUCUUAAUUCUUUGUCAUCUUCAUCUAAUGUUUAUCAUCAGAAAAAUGCAUUUAUGGAUUCACACCGUAACAAACGUAGUAUUGAUAGAGCUGUUGAUAUACUGAUCGCAGUAUAUGAUCCUAAAGAAAGAGAAUUUAUUAAACCAUUUAAAAUCGCUCAAGCUAUCAAUGGAAUAGCUGAUAGUUUAUCUGUGGAAUUCGGAGGAGAAAUUGAAGCUGUCCAUGAUGUUUGUACACCACAGUUUUGCCCUCACGGUCGUUGUCAUACAAAAGUUAGUAUUGAUCCGAAUGGUCUCAUGAAUCGUAUUGAAGUGCAUCGUGUAAAUCAAGUAUCACCUCGAUUUGUGCUAUCGCCUGUUUGCCAAUGUCCGAUACAUUUUACUGGUUUACUUUGCAAUACACCGACUGAUGCUUGUGCACUGGCCAAUUGUCCUGCCUCUCGAUUAUGUAUUCCACAUGGUUUAAAUGACUAUUCGUGUAUUUGUCCACCGCCCCGCACCGGUCCCAAUUGUGAAUCACUUUUAAUUUACGGUGAUGGUAGGGAUGAUUGCCAUUCGGAAUCGUGUUUUAAUCAAAGAGAAAAUGGACCAUUACAGUUUACUGGUGGGACAUUUAUUCAUUGGGAAUUUGUAAAUCCUAAUCCAUUUUUUAUGGAGUUGAAAUUUUCUUUUCGAACUCGACAAACAAAUGGACCUUUAGUAUUUAUACGUUGGUCAUCAUUAAGAACUUUUCAAAUAAGAUUAACGGAUGGUGGACAUUUGGUGAUUUCUGCUUCUGGUUUAUCUAAUGGUUUACCAAUAACUGAUUGGUUAGUAUCUAAUGUAUCAAUCGCCGAUGGUCACUGGCACCGUGUACGAUUUGUUUUGACAGUGUUAAAUUCCAAUAAAGCAACCCAUGUUGAUGCCUUAUUUCAUGAUGCAUUAAUAGAAGAUUCAAAAAUGAAAUUAAAUUCUUGGAAUUCCAAUUCAGAUUGGUGGGUUGAACUAACUGUCAAUGGAAUCAAUCCUCAAUCUGCUUCAAUCAACUGGAGUCCAGGUGAUUCAUAUCAACAAGGAAUUCUAGUUGGAGCAGAUCUAGUACAUGGAUUUCGUCCUUUGAGUGAACCGUACAAAUUAACAACUAUCAACACAGCUCCCAAAAGUAAUUCAUUUCUUAAUUCAACAAACUCAUCGCCGAUUAUCUUCCGAUCUGGAAUUGUUGGCUGUUUUCGUGAUUUUACUAUUAAUCAUAUCAAACCACCUUAUCAAAUCAAUUUGGCUCCUAAACACUCUGAAAGUUUUCGUGGUUUCUCUUCAAACCCAUCUGUAUUAAUUGUAAGGACACAUAAAUUAGAUUACGGUUGUCAACCUAUUAUGACAAUAUCUGGAUCUUGUGCAUCUGGGCCGUGUUUACAUGGUGGAACUUGUGUAACUGGUUCAAAACAAUCAUCUAGCAGUUCAUCUUAUAUAUGCGAUUGCCCUUCAUUAUUUCAUGGGAGACAUUGUGAACGAACUAAUGAUGCUUGUCUACUUGCACCAUGUUACAAUGGUGGAAGUUGUCAAGCUCUCAUAACAUCAAGUAUAUCCAAAACACCUGCACAUUCUGGUUUAGCUGCUUAUCGUUGUAUUUGUCCAGCUGGUUUAUCUGGUUUACAUUGUGAAAUUGUACACCCGGAAAUUAUAUCACAAACUUCAUUGUUAAGUAAACCAUUAGAGAAAAGUGGUUCAACAAUUCAAUCUGGUAUUACUUGUCAUACAGCACAAUUAAUUCUACAACAGGAUAUAUUGAAUAAAAUACAACCGGUAACCAGUUCUAAUUUUCGUUAUGCCUUUUCGAUACCUUCAUCGAAUAUAAAUCAAGAUUCACGAGAAUUGGUUUGUUUACAUAAUGGUUCGUGUUUGGAUUCGUCUAGUGGUCCACAGUGUAUUUGUCCUUCAGGUUGGCAAGGAGCACGUUGUGAAUAUGAUGUUGAUGAAUGUCAAGUGGUGAAAAGUAUCUAUUCAAGUGAUUUACAUCAAUCACCACCCUAUAUCAAAUGGUUAGAAAACCGCGCCAGUUCUAAAGGAGGUUUAUGUAGUCCAUACAGUUCUGGACGAGGUGUAUGUUUUAACACUCCUGGUUCAUAUAAAUGCAAUUGUUCAGUCGGUUUUUCUGGUCAGCAUUGUCAAUCAAAGAAUUUGAUCCCGUUGAUUCCUGAUACCACCGUUCUUGGACUCAAUCAAUUUCAUAUUUAUAUCACCGUUGGCCUUUUAGCAUUUCUUUUUCUGGCUGCAUUGGCUACAAUAGUAUUGCUGGCGUGUCGAGCUCGCGGUAUGAUUGGUGGAACAUUGGAUGGAAAUCGACGAUCUGUUAAAUCAGUCAGUUCAUAUUGGCCUAAUGGGGGAAUCAACAAACGAAACCUACAUCUCGUUUAUCAGACUCUCGAUUAAAUCAUUUAAGUCAUUCUGCUGGUGGAAGUUUAUCUGGUAUACCAUUUGUUGCUGCUAGUCCAGCACAUUUAAAUCAUGCUAGUCAUAUUGGUACACAUCCUAGGUAUCAUAUGAUAUCUACAAGUCAUCGUCGCCCCUCUCUAGCCUCGACGACGUUCGGUUAUCCAGUCGCAAUGGAUGAAAGUGCAACCGCUCUACUGAACAGCAACUCGGGACAAAUGCCAUUUUCUUCAGAAUCCGUCAAACUUGGUGGAAAUUGUAAUGCCGGUGCCACGUUGGCAGACUUUGGGGAUCGUGACGAUUCUGUUUCUGCCUGUAAUUCUGGAUUAGUGCUGUAUCCAACUGGCGUUAAAGAUCAAAUCCCAGUGAUGAUGAUGCUUUCUCCCCUUCCUGGUGCACAUGGAUCAGUGGGCCCUGGUAACCGAGCUAGUGUAAUUGCACGCUACUCACCUGCUUCUUCAGUUAUCUUCUAUGGGCCAGGUGUUCCCUCUGGUUCUGCAACGCCUACAAAUCAGAUCCAUUCCCCUCAACCAGGUUUUUGUGUCGAUUCGUCAGGUUCCGGCUAUAUUUCUCAACGUCAAUGCUUCACUGGUUCUCAGGUAGCCGUGUAUCCAUCAGGACAUCCUGCAUUUUUACCUCAUCCUCAGUCUCACCAACAGCUUAUUCAAAUGGUCAACAUGCGUCCGAAUUCUGUAGUAGGUUCUGAUCGUUUAUCUCUUGGUUCAGGUAGUGACCGAUUUUCUGCUCAUAGUAGCCAGGUUCUAGUGCAACCUAACUGUACUGGUCCUAUGCCUUACCCGAAUUGUCCUCAGUCUCAAGCUUUAACACCUCAGUUAUACUACCAUCAACCAUCAACACCUCAAAACCAAACAUGGACACCACAUUUAUCAAAUACAGGGCACAAUCAACCUGGUUUGUUGAUUAUAAAUCAAAAUCAUGAUGAUUCUAACUUGGAAGAUGCAUGUAUGACACUAAAACCCCAGAGUACUGACACUGUCAAAGCUGUUGAUGUAAACAAAGUCCAAUCGCCUAUGAAAAGUCAGUCAACUUGUGAUAACCAAACACCUGAACCAACCAGCAAUAAUAACCGGAAGGAACUCAACCAACGACCAGUUCCUGCCAGCAUCCAGCAUACUACAAGUGCAUUUGUUUUACAAGGGCGACAAUAUUCUGGGAGGCAACAAAAUAAUCAUGCUUUCAAUUUAUUGCAUGCUCUAUAUCCAUGUUGUCCUCAAUCACACCCUAUUUCCAAUGCAUGUUUUAAUCAAAAUUCAAAUCAUAUUUGCGGAAUAGCUGAUCGAACAGCGUGCACAGGAUAUGCAUUUAACAAUUUUCAUCCUUUUGGUAUACACCAAGCAAUUCCUGUCAUUCAGAAUACACCCAUUUUACCAUUCAUGUUUUCGCGUCAGUCGGUCAAUUUAGAUUCUAUGCCUGCUUAUCCACCGAUUCCAGAAAAUGCAUCGACUAUUGAAAGGGAUGUACUAAAUUCGGAAUCAUUAUUUCACCUUCCAGAUUCAUGCCCUGUUUUAAACGAUGAUAGUUCCCAACUGGAAUCUAUGCGCUGGCCUUCCACUCAGAAUAGUACCUUAUUAAUCCGUGACUCACUUGGUGGCUAUCAUCAAUCAUCAUUUUCAGUGAUACCGAAUUCCAAAGACCGACACUUAUAGGUGCUUCAUCACGUGGAUUCCAUCACCGCCCGACACUGGAUAAAAGAACUAUUGGUGUCGCUUCUCGUCGUACACGCCAACCUCGAAAAAUUAUGAAAUUUAGCACAAUCGAACUGCCUCCACCAGCAUCUAGGCCACAAUCAGCUCAUUUACUUGGCUUGCAUGUAACCUCGAAGUCAGGAAAUGGAUAUAUUACAAAUCCAAAAUCAGGUUUGUUUCAACAGCAUCAGUGUGCCCUCCAAGCAUCUCAUCGUUAUUUUGUGUGUAUAUGUGUGCUUAGAUGUGCAAUAUAUUGCUUUCACCUAUAGUGCUUGCUUUCUGUUGCUACAACUCUUUUUCAAAUCUAUCGCUUACUUAAAUUUUUUUCUCUUGAAGAAGCCCAUUCUAAUUCUGGAAUACGAAAUACUAUUAUUGUGGAGACAAAUGGUUGUGUAAACGGUUCACGGGUAGUGGGUGAUCCUAGCCCUUCUCCUACACAUUUAUCAA